AAGCCUUUAUAAACAGGUCCCUCAAGAACGGCCCCCUCUUAUCUCAAUACAGGACGAACGACCGCUUGAGGAUCAUGGCAGCUCCUCCAGGCCUUCAGCUCCGACUGAACCAGACCUCCAGCCCCACUCUACUCAACGCCACAGAUGGCAUGAUGGUCAACGCCACCGCCAAGCCAUUCAGCGUGUUUGACGGGUGCGAGGAAAUGGUGGAGGCCAUUCUAUUUGACAUGGCCAUCCAGCUGAUCAAUGUCAUCCUGGGGAUCCCGGCCAACGUCAUGGUGAUUGUCAUCCUGAUCCAAAACCGCCGUGAGCCGUCCACCUCCGAUAUCUACCUUGGCUGCCUGGCCUUCAUGGACGCCUACUUCGGGGUCAUGACGCCCAUCAUUAUAGCCAACAUGUACCAAUGGCAGAGCAAGGAUGUCUGGACGGCGAGCAAGUUCUCCUACGGCGUAAAGGACACCAGCGGACCCCUCUUCCUCUCAUGCAUCUGCCUGGACCGCUUUGUGGCCGUCGUCUUCCCUAUUGCAUUCGGCCACCUCAAGCACCCCAAGUACAGAAUCAUGCUCACAAUCCUGGUGUUUGGGCUCACGUUUGCGUAUUCUGCCGCUAAGGCCGUCGGAGGCCUGCCCAAUUUCGAGAAGGUGUUCACCGGCGAAGUGCUGGCCACCUUCACCUGGAUGAUGGUGUGCAACGCUUCCAUCCUGCUGGCGCUGAAGCGCUCCAAGGGCGCCGGCAAGGACGAGAUGCACCCCAUGAAGAAGAAGGCCUUCAAAAUGGUGCUCUCCAUCCUGGUCAUCAUCGUGGUCAACUACCUGCCACUGGUGGCGCUCUUCCCGUUUGAAGACCGCUACACGCCAGACGUCUUCCGCUGCUACGUGCAGCCGGUGGGCUUCGCCUUCCUGAACAUCAGCAGCACCAUCCAGCCAAUGAUCUUCCUCUCGCGCCUGGACAAGGUGCCCUUCCUGCCCGAGGCCUGGACCAAGAGGUGCUGCGCCCGCAACCAGUCCACCAACAACGAGAAGCCCACGAUCACCGCCAGCACAGAAACCAUAGCAACCGUAGCAUCCACCACACCUCUUUCCCCGGCCUAACCCCAUA
This is a messenger RNA of Alosa sapidissima (American shad), 1098 nucleotides long. Its product is annotated as G-protein coupled receptor 183. Gene Ontology annotation, cellular component: membrane. Gene Ontology annotation, molecular function: G protein-coupled receptor activity. The transcript is spliced from 2 exons. Gene Ontology annotation, biological process: phospholipase C-activating G protein-coupled receptor signaling pathway; positive regulation of Rho protein signal transduction. The record is from RefSeq and is a predicted model, not a curated record. NCBI's taxonomy places the organism in Eukaryota, Metazoa, Chordata, Actinopteri, Clupeiformes, Clupeidae. Bases 75 to 1091 code for a protein of 338 amino acids.